Molecule: messenger RNA, 3423 nt
Organism: Paramecium octaurelia
Lineage: Eukaryota; Ciliophora; Oligohymenophorea; Peniculida; Parameciidae
Source: the annotation of a GenBank genome assembly
AUGAUCAAUAGCAAAUCCGAUGUCAUCCUUGAGAAAUGUCUUACCAUGAUGCGUCCAGAAGGACUGGAACAGUUCCAUUUCCGUAUUGAAGAAUAAUUUUAUAAAGUCAAAGUAAAAUGUUAGUUUAUCUUCAUUGUAGCAAAAUAAAGUACUUUUGAUUCACGAAAAAGAGGGAGAUGAUUUAUAGACAAUGAUUGCAUAUUGGAUUCAAGAACAUCAACAAAGAAAUGUAAGUAUUAUUAAAGAAUAAAGAGAGACCUAAUUAUUCCAUAUAUUGUUGAGCAUGAGAACUAAAACCAUUAUUAUGCCAUCUAUUACAUUUUAACCAAAUUACGAGUAUUUAUAUAGAAUACAUAGGCUGUCUUUAAUAUCACCUAAAAGGUUGAAUUAGAGAGUGAGAAGUUAAAAUAGUAUUUUGAAUAUUGGUUGAACCUGUGUUCAAGAGAACUGGGAAAUCAACUAUACAGUGACUGUAAAGUAGCGUACAAGCGAGUAUAUCAUAUAGUAUUAUUGAGGGUCAUUAUCGUAAUUCAAGGCAUAGAUAAGUUCUAUAGUGGUGGCGAGGUUAGAGUGUCGUCUUGGUUGCCCAAAAUACUGCCUGAUAAUAUCAAGCUCAUAGCUUCAGCCAGAUUUGGCAGUAAAGCUUAUGAAUACUAUUAAUCUAUUGGAAAUCCCAUAAUUCCAAUGUAAAUCUUACUAUAUCAUCCUAGUGAAAAUGAGAGCAUAGAAAUUUGGGAUCUAAUAAGACAAAACUCUCAAAUACAUAAUGCCCUAAUGCUUGUUCCUGAAUAAUUGCGUUGUCAGUUGCACUUUCUCAAAGUCUUCCACACCAUCCUAAGCAAUCCUUUAGAUGAGUAUGCAUAAUUAAUUUCAGAGGUGUUGUAAUAGGCAGAAAGUAUAAUUUAAUGUUUAUCAAUUAAUAUAGAAUUUCAAACUGAAGUAGAGUUCUUUACUAUCCUUGUUAAUUAGUUUUGUCAUCACAAUGCCAUUGCCUCAUCCAUCUUUUGUGUUCUUUCUUAUGUUAAUAAAGGUAUCUCAAUCGAUGAAGUGAUGGCCAGUUGUUCAUGCACUCAAGAACAAUUCAUCAAAGUCUAUGAUUUUUUCAAGGUAACACUACAUGAGUAUCUCAUAGAUCUGUUUCCUAGAGAAGAAUCUUGUCUAUUCUAUCUAUAUACUUACUAUGAGAUAGGCAAUUUAAUAAAUCUAAUUUAGCAAAAACCUUUACGAUUAAUAUUUAUUGAUCAUUGAACACUCAACCAACUCUACCAGAAAAUUGGAAGAACUCAUUUAACAAUAUAGUAAAAAUAAAAAGUACUUUAAACUCAAAGAAAUCAUAAUUAAUAUUGAACAUUUCCUCAUUCUUUGGAAUCCCUACAAUAAAUUUGAAUUAUGUUAACUAUGGGAAAUGCUUGAACAAAAUGGAUAUGAUUUGGUUAUGGAAUACAAUAAAGCUGUUGAGAACUUCCAGGCUAUCUAUAAACCUACAACGGAAGGACUGUUCUUCAUCAUGUUAUAAAUCUGCAUAUUUCUAAGAGAGUUUUCCAAUUUUGAGAAGUACUAUUUAAUUCCCUAUUCAAUAGAGAAGGCACUCCUGCUUAUAAGCAUCCUUUACUUAGAGGUCAAUCAAUAGAAUUCGAGGAAGUUGGGUUAUAUGGAGAAUUAAGCCAAUUAAAAAUGCUGUCCAAGAAGAAACCAAAGUAACAGCUGAAUGAAGAUUAUUUUCCAACUAUUAUGAGUACUGUCUAAUUGGAGAAUCUAAAUUUGGACAUUAAAAAUAAUCGGGACAGCUUCAUUAAUUAUUAUCAAUCCUAAUUUGAUUCGAACAUUUUACAAGAGUACUUACAAACCAAAUAAGACUUCUUAAGAGAGAAAUUGUUAUCCACUUCCAAAGUUCCAAAUCCCUAUUAUUAUAAGAGAUGGUUAUGGGUUCAAUUUCCAUGGUUGGCUUUAACUUAGAAAAACAACUUCUCCAAACUUAUGCAAUUCUAUGGGAAAGAUUCUACUUAAUAUAUGUCAAUUCAGGAAGAAAUAUAAAUUAAUUAAAAGGCAAUUCGAUUGGUUAUCAAUGCUAAGAGUUCUAAGGAUAAAUCGAUUCACAAAUUGCCGGAAAUAAAACAACGCUAUUAUAGUCCAACAGUGAAUAAGGAUGAACCUGUUCGAAGAUUUAAUCAGUCUUUAGAAAAAAGUAUUGACAGGGCUCCAUCAACAGGGAGAAGGGAAUUGCCUGAGAACAAAAAGAAGGUGCUCUAUAUUAAGAAAUACAAUUAAUUAUAGUAUUAGAAGUAAGAACAUUAAAAUUAUGUUUUUAGCCAACAGUUGAAGAACAAGUUGAAGGAGUUGUAAACAGUUAAGUAGAAUCUAUACCCCCAAGAGGCUACAAUCGAAGCUUAUAGAUUGAAUGACUAAACCAAGACAUAGGGAGAUGAACUGAAGAAGUAGAUGGACAAUUUGUAGGGAGUUUAGAAUGAGAUGAAAAGAAUGUAGACAGUGUUAAAGUUGUGUCAAUUCAAUUAAGAUUAGAAUGAAGAGAGGGUGUAACAAUUAUUUAGACAUUGUAAGAAUUUGGAUAGGAUGAUAAAUGAAUAUAAAUAAAUAAUAAAGGAAUUGAGUGAAAAGUUAGGUAUAUACAAGCAAAAGAAUAAGGUAGAACCUAUUAAAUAAUAAUAACUAAAACAGCCUAUUUCUAAAUAGUUUAUGACAAUGAAAGAUCUGAGUUAAGCUAGUCAAAAAAAUAUGACCACUAUUGGAAAUAUCAAUUUGAACAUGAAUACUGAUUAUAAGAUUAAGGUUACAUUUGACUUAUAAGAUCAGAAUAAUAAAAAUUUGAGACAUCAAAAUUCAAUUAAUAAUAAUCUAUAAUAGUAGGAUAAGCUGCGUGAGACCUAGACUAGACUGAUGUUGGAAUAAAUGCCAUCCAAUAGAAUGAUCACUCCUGGAUAUAGAUUAUCACUCAAACCAAAAGGAGAUGUUGGUGAUCAAAUAGAUUCACACAUUUUAGAAUAGAUUAGACAUCUCAAUACUUUAGGAAUUGCCAAUACUUACAACAACCCAACAUUCGAUGAAUUUCUAGGUCAUUUAACAAAACAGAAUGAAUUAAAUUUGGAAGUCUAAGAAUGCUCAAUUAAAUUGAAUGAAGUAAGAAUUAAGAAGUAGGAGAAGUAAACAUUUUUGAAAGUAUGAUAUUGAUACAAUUAUAGAUCUUACAAAAAAAUGAGAAGCCUUAAGAUUAGAAAGCUGAACAAUUCAUAACAUCUGAUGAUGUAGACAAAUUGAGAAGGGCGAAUGAUGCCAAGACUAUUACACUAAAGAAAUUGAAAUAGUAGAAGGCAGUGUAUAACUUUUUUCAUAACAACCUAUACAAAGAUGUCAAUGCUUUCAUCCCCAUCAAAGAUAACCUAACAAUAACCUAAAUAUUUAGUUUGA